Messenger RNA from Paramecium pentaurelia, 1918 nucleotides. Lineage: Eukaryota; Ciliophora; Oligohymenophorea; Peniculida; Parameciidae. The record is from the annotation of a GenBank genome assembly.
AUGGACCCAGAAAAAUAACUGAUGGAUUAACCAAUAGAAGAAGAGUCUGAUAUGGAUGAAGAUGAAAAGAAAUUGAAAGGAGAUUGGCAUUAACAAUUGUAUUAAGGUGUAUUUAAUUGGUUAGAUUGAGUGCAUGUUAAAAAGGAGAUUUAACAGCAGUCUAGCGUUGUUUAGAUAAGAGAGCUAAUGUUUUAUAUGAGGAUAAGAAAAAAUGGAAUCCUUUAAUGUGGGCAUCAUGUAGAGGGUACACAGAAAUAGUGCGUGUUUUAUUGUCUCGUUAAGCAGCAGCACCAUAUGUUCCAGAAAUGGCGUUGAUAUUGUAGAACUUUGCAUAGACAAUGCCUAUUUAUUCAAGUCCAUAGAAUGCAUCAUCACCAACUAAGUCCACCUAUUUUGGAGGUAGUCCAGGAGGUGGAGCUUAAUCUGCAGUGUUUAAUUUCUAAUAAUAAUAAUUAUCAAAGAAAGUUGUUUAGGGAAUAAUAAAUUAAUAAGUUCGAUCGACUCCAUUGAUGUGGGCUUGUUUCAAAGGACAUGUGUAGGUUGUUUGGUUAUUAUUGAAGGCAGGAUUGAGUUGGGAGGUAAAAGAAAAUUAGAGAUUUUAAUAUAGGAUGUGGAUCAAUUUGGUAAUAACAGUGUUCAUUUGGCAGCAUCAGGAGGGAACUAAGUAGUAUUUUAGACAUUGUUGUUUUAUGGAGUAGCUGUAGACAGACCAAAUACAAGGGGACAUACUGCUAAAGAUUUGGCAACUAAUGCCUAUAUAUUAUAAUUGAUUAAGUUGUUAGAGAUAAGUGGUUAAACAGCCAAAUACUUUUGUAUGACUUGUAGAAAGUUUUGGAAGUAGGAGGAGUAUAGAAUGGAUUGGGUAUAUGAGAAUGCUGAAUCGAAUGAUACUGAAAAGCCAGAAGGGAGAUGUUUGAAUUGUUGGAAUACAAUAAAGAAACAUACUGAAGAAUUAUUGAGCAUAAUUGAUAAAUAAGAUCAUAAGUUAUUGACAGAGAAAUUGAAUGAAAUUGAGAAGGGAAUAGUAAUAAAGAAUGAGAAUGGAAAGGAGGAAUUUUAAAGAAUAGAGAUUGAUCCUAAGAAUUAUAAAUUUGCAUUGAUUGAAUAGGAGAAAUUAAGGACUUAGAAUGUGAUAUUGGAGUAUUUGAGUACUUUGAAGCAUGUUGCAAAUUAUAAAACUAUCUUGAAAUCUGUCAAUUAGAUAUAGGCUAUGUUGGAUGAUGCUGUAAAUAGAGGUGUUAAGAUUGAUGCUCAUGUUAAAGAGGAAGCUGAGAAGGAGAUGGAAAGACUUAAAGCAGAAGUACAUUUAAAUAAUAUUUAUAGAGAAAUUUGUAAUUCGAAUUAGAUAAUUUAGAUAUUGGAUUAUCAACACCUGAAUAAGUGGUUGUAUUAAAUGAUAAAGUAGUUAUAGCAACAGAAAAAGGAGUUGAUAAAUAAUAUAUAGAUUAAGCUUCGGAAUUAAGGGAUAAGAUGGCAAAAGCUAUUUAAGCUAAGAAAAUAUUGAAGAUGUUUAAUGAGUAUCCUGCUAGAGAGAUUCCAGAUCCUAUAAAAUGGGAUCCUAAGACAAAGAAACCUAUAGAUCCUAUAACAGGGAAACCUAUAGAUCCUUUAAAAUUGGCAUUACAGAAUCAAAAGAAAAAAAAGAAGAAGGAACCUAAGUUUGUAAUACCAGAAUGGGCUAAUGAUGUAAAAUCUUUGGAUGAGAAUAUUAAGGGUAUUAAUAUUUAAUAUUAUGAUUAUAGGAUUGGAAGGAUUGUUAAAAGAGGCAGAAGUACUUAAUUUAAAUCAUGAAUUUGUGGAGGAGAGUGUUUAAUAAAUAAAGAGAAUGAAGAAUGAAAUGAGAUAUAGAAAAGAAGUUGAUGAAUAAUUAAAAUGGAUUGCUGAUGCAAAGGCUGCAGAAAAGAAGAAAAAUAAAUGA